Messenger RNA from Cydia amplana, 937 nucleotides. It is a transcript of the gene U2af38, whose product is annotated as splicing factor U2af 38 kDa subunit. The record is from RefSeq and is a predicted model, not a curated record. The transcript has 5 exons. Gene Ontology annotation, molecular function: metal ion binding; pre-mRNA 3'-splice site binding. Gene Ontology annotation, cellular component: U2AF complex; spliceosomal complex. NCBI's taxonomy places the organism in Eukaryota, Metazoa, Arthropoda, Insecta, Lepidoptera, Tortricidae. Bases 223 to 927 code for a protein of 234 amino acids. Gene Ontology annotation, biological process: mRNA splicing, via spliceosome.
GCGGACAGCCGCGCGAUUGCCGCUAAUGUUCUUUUUUGUUGAGCGAAACAUUAUUAGUUUUGUCUUUUCAGCACGAUAAGAAACGGCGGUUUGUUCAGCAGGUCAAUAUAAGCAAAGUGAUAUUAUAAGAACUAUAACCAUUAUAGAGUUUCACGGUAAUUUUGUUGUGCAUCGUUCUUGACACAAGCUAAGCAUUACACCCGUCAUCAACAGCGUUUUACCAUGGCAGAGUAUCUAGCUGCUAUCUUUGGCACAGAAAAAGACAAGGUCAAUUGCUCCUUUUAUUUCAAAAUUGGAGCGUGCCGUCACGGAGACAGGUGCUCUCGGAUUCAUAACAAGCCAACUUUCUCGCAAACAGUGUUGCUGCAAAACCUUUAUGUGAAUCCUCAAAACUCUGCAAAGUCUGCCGAUGGCAGCCAUUUGGUUGUAGCGAAUGUGUCCGAUGAGGAGAUGCAGGAACAUUACGACAACUUCUUUGAGGACGUGUUUGUAGAAUGCGAAGACAAAUACGGAGAGAUUGAGGAGAUGAAUGUUUGUGACAAUUUGGGAGAUCACCUAGUCGGGAAUGUUUAUAUUAAAUUUCGUCGCGAAGAAGACGCGGAGAAGGCCGUAAACGACCUCAACAACCGCUGGUUCGGCGGCCGCCCCGUCUACGCGGAGCUGUCCCCCGUCACGGACUUCCGCGAGGCAUGCUGCCGCCAGUACGAGAUGGGCGAGUGCACCCGCUCCGGGUUCUGCAACUUCAUGCACCUUAAGCCUAUCUCUAGGGAACUUAGGAGAUACCUAUACUCGCGUCGCAAGGGCGGGCGGAAGUCGCGCAGCCGCUCGCCGCGCGAGCGCCGGCCGCGCCGCUCGCGCAGCCGCGAGCGCGGCGCCGGCGCCGGCCGCAGGGACGCGCCGCGCAACUCGCGCGCCGGCCGCUACUGACCCGCACCAC